UACACUGAGGGCGAGGACUUGAUAUUUGAGUACCUUGUAAAUUGGCCCAUGGCCAAAACUCUUUUCCAAAUGACAGGCGUAGGCGGUAGACUGAUCAACAACUUGUCAGAUGAAGUGCAAAUCAAGAUGACAUUGGCGAGUUCAGCAUUCAAAUCUGUGUCAGAGAAGUUCCUAAGUGGAGGGAUCCAAAUGAAUACUUUAAACCAAAUCCUCCAGAAAGAACGUGAAUUUCUUGACUUGCUGAAGAUAGAUGGGCUUUGCGAUGAUCGUCGUUGUAAAGAUGACAGAAAAAUGAGAACAUUACUGAGACAAAGAAAAGAGGAAGCAGAAGCUGUCCAUAGUGACAAGGAGCUGGUCAGGGGUCUUUUACAAAUCUGCCAGGAACUUCCACAACAUGUCAAAGUUGACUUCAAGGGGUUGGACAAAAACCUUCAUCAGAACAUUGAGAUGAUGAAUUUGAAUACAUUUAUGAAGGUUCACACUCUUGAUGGACAGACCUCUCCUGCAAUUGGAAAAGUCACUUAUUUCAACCUUUGUGAUAUCACCCGUCAAAUGGCUACAGAAUUGCAUGCCAUUAAAGACAGCACACUCUUUAAAAUGUGCUGGAUGAACCAAGUGGAAGAGCUGUCAAGAGACCAACCUAAUACAGAUGACACUGAACAUCUCGAUGGAAAUGAAGAAAUCUACACUCUUGACCUGGUCUACGGCAAAAUAUUCCAGAGCUGCUACAGCAACUACAAAGGGCUCUAUGAUGGUCUGAAGAGUGGGGAACUGUUACUGGAGGAAAUAGACAGCAUCUUUGAGGACUAUAAAGGAAAUUACGAAGACCUGCAGAAAGAUUUAGACAUCAUGUGCAGAACAAAUCCAUCUGAUGAUGGAAAAUGGAUCAGAGGAAGGAUUCAGCAAAUUCGACAGUACCAUGAGCUUCAUCUUGCAAUGGAAUCAGCCAAAAUCAUCAUGGAUAUCAGGAACACAAUAUGUCCAGAAGGAGACUUCAAAGUACUGGAGAAAUUGCUGCAAAUGAGUCAAGAUGACUUCAAGAAAAACAGCCUGAAUUGCAUAGAUGACACUUUCAUGAAGACCAAAAAGAUCCUGAUGGACAUUACAAAUGAUCGCAGGGAGUGUCUUCAGAAACUCAGUCAGAGCCAAGAGUUUGUCCUGUGGGUUAAAGAAGCGCUCGAAGAUAUCAAUGAGUUGAAAGUUUUUGUUGACCUGGCGUCCAUCUCUGCUGGAGAAAAUGACCUGGAUGUGGAUCGAGUGGCCUGUUUUCAUGAUGCUGUCCUUGGUUACUCUUCAAUAUUGUAUGGACUGAAGCAGGACUCUGAUUUUGAGGCCUUCAAAGAGUCAUUGUCAAAAUUGUGGAAGGCACUUGAAAAUGACAGAAAUAUACCAACGAAGCUGCGGGAUACAGCACGUCAUCUGGAAUGGUUAAAGACUGUAAAGGAAAGCCAUGGAUCUGUUGAAUUUUCAUCCCUGUCCCUGGCUACAUCCAUCAAUGAGAAAGGGGUAUACACCAUCAAGGCCCAAAACCAGAAAAAACUCACUUUAGAGACUUCCCUGAUGCUGCAAAUUCAGGACGGACAUGAGAAAAACAUGGAAUGCACCUAUGAUGACCUGAAAGAGUUGCAGAAUAAGCUUAUGCUCAUGUCUGGAAGAGGGGAACAAAAACAGAGUGAAGUGGAACACUUUGUUGAGGUGUUUGACAAUGUCCAAAGACUUGCCAAAGCCUUUGUAGACCUUUAUUCUGCAGGGAACCCACUCUUCAGGUGUUGGGAAGCUAAGAUUAAUUGCAAAACUCAGAGUGACCCAUGUAUCAUUAUGGAAAUCAACUUCUGCAAGACUCUGCAUCAAAUCCAAGUAUGUGGAAGUCUAGUUGAACAACUAACAGCACUGUCCAAGAAGAUGGAGGUGUUUCUUGAUGAAUGGCAACACUUCAUGGACAAACAGAGAUCAGAUUAUUACUACUUAAACUACUUCACAGCAGAACAAAUAUUCUACCUGUGCAGUGUUGUGACUCCAUCAAAUGUGAAUGCAGAAAUAGAGGACAAAGCUUUGAUGAUGCUCUCUUUUAUCAAACCAAACUGCACAACAUCAGAUGUCUGGAGCACAUGGGGAAGGUUUCACAACCAUUUUGAGCCUGGAAAAAGGAUGAAUGAAGAUACUCACUUUCAAAGUCACUUUCUUCACCAGGAAGACAGCAAUAUGUCUUUAGCCAAUGUAAGCCAUUUUACAGCCGAUAAUCCAGCAGACCAAACGGUUGAUUUGAAAGAAAUGGAAGAGUUGUGGAAUGGCUACAUGAAGAAUGAGGGGAUAUUUUUCCAUGACCUUUUGGACAUAAGGAGUUUAGGGGAUCUGUUGAAAAUGAUGACUAUCACAGAAAACCAAAGUGAAAACGAAUGGGAAGAACCAGUGCUAUCAGAGUUAAGUGACAAUUCAAUCAGAAGAAUUCUCCCAAAAGGCCUCUUCUCAAACCAACCUAAUCUCAUAAUUUGCCCAUACGAUGAGGUCCUGACUUCAAGUAUCUGCUUGUACAUGACCAGUGAGUAUGAGCCACUGCCAAGUUAUGAUGAGGUUCUCUUGUGUACCCCUGCAACAUCUUAUGAGCAAGUAGAGCUUUUCCUGAGGAGAUGUCUCACACCAGGUGACAUUGGCCAGAAGAUUUACACAAUGCUUUGGGCAGACCAACUAACCUAUGAUGUUAGCUGUGCAAUGGAGAAGUGUUUUCAAAAACUGCAUCCCCUACAUGAAUACACUCUAAUGAUCUUUUGCAGCUCUGACAGGGAGCACACUUACAUUCCUACUGCAUUCAGUCAGUUCAAAAGAGACUUUGUCCCACAAGAGCCAUUGGAAAGGAUUCAGAAGUACUUAUCAAGGCAUUACACGAUCCCCUCCAAUCACAAGCAUGCUGUGUUCAAAGGUGGCCAUUCUGUUGGCAUUGUUGCUUCCCACCGUGCAGGAGUAGGGAAGUCAUUGUAUGUCCAAAGAUUGUAUGAAAAGCUGGAGGGAAGUGUUGCUCAAGAAACUGCAUUUAAGAAGUGCAUCCGACUAACUGAACAUGAGGUUGAUGACCACAAGGUUCUCCAGUCAUUGUAUAACGCACCAAAACAAACAGAUGUCAAGGUGUUUCACUUUGAUGUCACAUCAUCGGUACAAAAAGGCUUGAAUGAAUUCCUAUUCAAGCUUUUCUUCUUGCGGUAUCUGAUGGAUUCAGAUGGACUGAUGUGGCGCUGCAGCCACAAACACUUGUACAUCAUUGAGUUACUGGAAACCACAAACCAUCAGGCCAGAUAUGCGCCUGGAUCUGUUCGAAAGGAAAACUUUGCAUUCUUGGAUGUUUUCCCGAAGGUGUUUUGUCGUCCACCAAAGGAGGUUAUGGCUUUAGAAAUGAGGAGAGAGGAAAACACUGACAUGGAGAGUGAUGACCCCCUUAUGGAUGACGAAUGUUUCAGGAGUGAAGCUUAUCAAAGACCAUACCAGUACCUCUCACGUUUUUACAACAAUAACAAUCUUGACAACUUCACUUACAUGGGCAUUGAAGGGACUCACGCAAAAUGUCUUCAGAUACUCUUAAUCUACUGUGGCAUAAUAGAUCCAUCAUGGGCAGAGCUACGUAACUUUGUCUGGUUUCUUAAUCUUCAGUUGAAAGACUGUGAGAAUUCAGACUUCUGCAAAUUUGAGUUUGUUGGAGACACUCUUCAAGGGUUUAAAAACUUUGUGGUCGAGUUCAUGAUCUUGAUGUCCAAAGAUUUUGCAACCCCAUCACUAUGCAUCACUGACCAGAGCCCGGGGAGACAACAAAUUGACAUCAGUGGGCUUAAUGAAAGAGACUUAGCUCCAUUCCUCAUUAGAAAAAGGUGGGAGUCUGAGCCACAUCCAUACAUCUUUUUUAAUGAUGACCACAUGUCCAUGACUUUUAUUGGGUUUCACCUGGAGCUCAAUGACCAGAAUGGGGUUGAUGCCAUAAGUCCCUCGACAGGAGAAGUGAUAAAGAGAAACAUCAUGACUCGUGAGCUGUACACUGGCUUAAGACUUCAGAGAGUCCCUUUCAAUAGGGACUUUGAUCAGCUUCCUCGAGCUGACAAGAUUGAGCAUUUGUGCAGUGUGCUUGGCAUCAAGUGGCCAACAGAUCCUGAUGAGACAUACGAACUGACCACAGAUAAUAUUCUCAAAAUGAUGGCAAUUCAUAUGAGAUUUAGGUGUGACAUCCCAGUCAUCAUAAUGGGUGAAACAGGAUGUGGUAAGACGAGGCUCAUAAAAUUUAUGUGUGAAUUGAGAAGGUGUGGAGCAGCAGCAGAAAACAUGAAACUGGUCAAGGUUCAUGGAGGAACAACAUCAGAAAUGAUAUAUGAAAAAGUGAGGGAAGCAGAAACUAUUGCAAAGACAAAUAAAGAGAAUCAUGACUUUGACUCAGUUCUCUUCUUUGAUGAGGCAAACACCACAGAAGCCAUCAGCAGCAUCAAGGAGAUAAUUUGUGAUAACUCUGUUCAGGGACAACAACUUAGCUCUCAGUCAGGACUACAGAUUGUUGCUGCAUGCAAUCCUUACAGGAAGCAUACAGACAAGAUGAUUGAAAGGCUAGAGGCUUCUGGAUUGGGCUACCGGGUCAGAGCUGAGGAGACUGACGACAGACUUGGCUCCAUCCCUCUUCGCCAGCUUGUGUAUCGUGUUCAUGCGUUACCCCCCAGCAUGAUUCCUCUUGUUUGGGACUUUGGGCAGCUCAAUGACUCAACCGAGGAAAUGUACAUCGAACAAAUAGUACAAAGACAGGCUAAGGCCAACUUGAUUGAGAAGCAUUAUAUUCAAACUAUAACUCAGGUGUUGUCGUCAUCACAAAAGUUCAUGAGGGAGAGGGAAGAUGAAUGCAGCUUUGUAAGUUUGAGGGAUGUUGAACGUUGCAUGCACGUGUUUGUGUGGUUCCACAAAAAUCACCCCACUUUUGUUUUGGAACUGAAAGAAUUCCUUAAAGAGGCAUAUCUGAGGGGAAAAGAAUCAUUUUCACCUGCUAGUAACAGAGUAAUCUGGUCACUGUUGAUGGCCACUGGAGUGUGCUAUCAGUCCUGCUUGGAGGACAAAAGGCAAUAUCAGAAAACUAUCAGCCAGUUGCUUUGUGGUGAAUACAACAUACAGAGAGAAAUCCAACUCAUGCAGGACCUCCUACUCAAUGGUGUACCCAUGGGUAAGACAAUAGCCAGAAACGAGGCUUUGAAAGAAAACUUCUUCAUGAUGGUGAUUUGUGUUGAGCUAAGAAUUCCCUUGUUUAUUGUUGGUAAACCAGGGAGCUCCAAAUCACUGUCCAAAACCCUAAUUGCAGAUGCAAUGCAGGGCCCUGCAUCACAUUCUGAACUCUACAAGAGGCUGAAGCAGAUACAUCUGGUGUCUUUCCAGUGCAGCCCUCAUUCAACCCCUGAAGGAAUCAUUAACACAUUCAAACAGUGUGCCCGCUUUCAGGAAAGCAAAAACUUGGAUGAAUACAUCUCAGUAGUUGUUCUUGACGAGAUUGGAUUGGCUGAAGAUUCCCCUAAAAUGCCACUGAAAACACUGCAUCCAUUACUGGAAGAGGGCUGUGUCGAUGAUGAGCCACAACCUUAUAAAAGGGUUGGGUUCAUUGGAAUUUCCAACUGGGCACUUGAUCCUGCCAAAAUGAAUCGUGGAAUAUUUGUGUCCCGUGGAGAUCCAGACCAGGAGGAGCUUUGCAAAAGCGCUCAAGGGAUAUGCUCGUCUGAAAAAAGAGUUCUUAAAAAGAUCAAACACCUUUUUAACCCUUUUGCAAAAGCAUAUAUGAGAGUAUGCAAAAAAGCCAGGGGUUUUUUUGGUCUGCGGGAUUUCUACAGUCUGAUAAAGAUGAUCAGUAAUGAGAGUCCCACCGCAGAUCAAAUCACUGAAGCAAUCCUGAGAAACUUCAGCGGAAAAGAUAACAUGGAUGUGAUGAGCAUAUUCAGCGAAGAACUCAAAGAUGACUUUGCCAAGGCCAGCGUCACCGCCAUUGAUUUGGUCGAGAAAAGCAUCUUUCCACCUUGCCAAGUGGAAGAAAGUCGUUACCUUUUGAUCCUCACAACAAACUAUGCAGCUCUUCAGAUUCUCCAACAGAUAUUCUUCGAUCACAAAGUCCAUCCAGAGAUCAUCUUUGGGUCUAGUUUCCCAAAAGAUCAGGAGUACACGCAGAUUUGUAGGAACAUCAACCGUGUCAAGGUUUGCAUGGAGACCGGACAGACAGUUGUGCUUCUAAACCUUCAGAAUCUGUACGAAAGUCUGUAUGAUGCUCUCAACCAAUACUACGUGACCCUAGGGGGUCAAAAGUAUGUUGAUCUUGGAUUAGGAACACAUCGUGUAAAAUGCAGGGUUCACAAAAACUUCAGGCUCAUUGUCAUUGAAGAGAAAGAGGUGGUCUAUGAGCAGUUUCCAAUCCCACUGAUCAACAGAUUGGAGAAACACUACCUUGACAUCAACAUUGUUCUUAAAAAUGAGCAGAAGGACAUUGCCAUACAACUACAGAAGUGGGUCGAUGAUUUUCUCUCCUUGAGGUGUCAACCCUCGGAAAAGCGAUAUGAUCCAAGUGAUAUCUUCAUCGGCUACCACUCAGACACAUGCUCCUCUGUGGUCCUGCAAGUAACAGAGAAUCAAAGUCAUAAAACAGAUGAUCAGACCAUUCUGAAAAAAGGGUUAGGGUUAGCCAAAGACAUUCUGCUCAACUGUGCCACUCCAGACUCCGUUGUCCGUUUGGACAAAUCCAAACUGCCUGAUGAGGAAAGAGAACAUUUAAUGAAAAAAUAUGUUCAGGAGGAGAUGCACAGUUCAUUGGGAGACUACAUUGUCUAUCACAAACAGCAGUUGGAACAGUCCCAUUUCAUCUUCACUGAGGUCACAACAUUUUCCAGGCUACUGACUGCAGCAGACACUCAACAACUGCAGAAUGUGAUAAAGCUUAACGAUAUCAAGCUGCUAUCACUGCAACAGUUUGACACAGAGUACUCUUUCCUCAAGAAGAUCAGGGAAUUUCUUGGCUCAACACUUGCAGACAAAGUGCUCAUUAUCCAAACAGACUAUGUUGAAGACUCCCGCAGGAGGAAUAUUCUUUCCUCAGCCAAGUAUUCAUGCAUCAACGAAAUAAACAAGUGGGCUACUACUGACAACACAAAGACAUUUGUGUACUUUGUCACCAAACUUCCUCGAAUCGAGGGCGGGACCUCCUAUAAUGGCUUUCAAGGCGGUCCAUGGAGGUCUGUUCACAUUGAUGAUCUCAGAAGAUCAACAGAGUUUGUGUCUGAUGUUCAUUCCUUGAAAAAGCUAUGUAUAAGUGAACUUUUUGAAGAUCCACCUGAAGCCAUGGAGACAGAAGACCGCACUGGUGUGCCACAGAAUGAUGACUCCAAUGUUUCGGAAGAUUUGUUUACAACAGAUCUGACGAGGAGCUGUGUGCAGAGUGCAGUGAGCAUGCUCAGAGAUGCAGCAGACAAUGGAGAACUCAGCACUAAGAGAGUUGAGAACCUGCUCACACUACUGGAUGGAAGUCAGACACACGGUCCGUUUGCAAGCAUUUUGCGAAAGCGUCUGCACUCGCUGUUAAAGGACUAUGAAGCCAACAUUCCCAAUCCAAAAAGCUGGGUUCUAACAGAGGCGUCUAAUUACAACGCUCUUCAAGAGGGAGGGACGUUCCUACACACACUGUGGAGGAAAAUCCAAGCAGUUGUCACUCCACUUCUAGCCAACUUGGUCUCAGUCAUUGACCGAGAUUGCAAUUUGGACCUCCUGCUGAAUGAGUAUGAUGACAUCACAAACCUUUGGCUUGAGAUAUUUGGGAGCAAAGAGAUGCUCCAUGUACCUUAUAUAAGGGUGGAAAGCGACUCUAGUGUCUUAAUGGUACAAAGCCAUAGCACAGGUGGCAACACCAUGCGCUGUCGCAUGCCCUUCAGUUGGUGGAUCAAAGACUUCCUGGAUGGGCUCAUGAUGCAAACAUCCAGACAUGAAACACAUUCACCUGGUCAUUUCCAAGAGUUGUUCUUGAACACUCCACUUGGCAGUUACAUGGCUAAAAAUGUGGAUGAAAAAAUGAAGAAAGAAUUUUUCGAAAGGUACCUGCAGGAUUUUGUUUCCAUGACCAUGAAAGGGACAUCAGAUGAAGAAUUGCUGCUCUUGUGUCAGGCCCUGGCCAGCUGUGUUGAUGAAUUACGGACACGAAAAAGAGAUAAAGAUGAGCUUUCUCUUCCUCACGUCCACAUUGCCUAUCAUUUCUACCAAAGUCGUCUUCAGAACCUCUCACGGAUGAUAUCUCUUCAGCCUGAUGUUGUUUCUCCUUUGCGAAGAAACAACCACCUUAGACGUAGUCCAGAGAUGGUUUUGGAUGUCCAUGCAGCGAAGGCAUGUGUUGAAUGCCUGGAGUCUGCUAAUUUCGAUACUGAUGCCCUAUGCCAGCAAUGGCUGAAGCAGGUGAAGAGGCUUCAAGCCUCUUUGGAGUUGAUUUGCUCUCAACAUAACACCAAACAAUAUGGAGAGCGAUGCAAAGAAAGACUCCAUGAUGUCAGUAAUGGCUGGAAGCGCAUCUACAUCCUUUCAUUGUUUGUGGAUCACAUGCUGCUGGGUUUCCAUAAUGAUGAGAAUCAGCUCAGAACACUGGUCCUGAAUCACACUAACACCUUAAGCAAGGUUCUGGAGGGAAACUCUGAUGUAAAAUCAAUGAAGGCUUUUCAAGCUGUGAUUGAAGUACUGAAAUCCUGUAAGCAGGGGGCAAGUGAUCAGAUGUUUCGGUUUGGACUUCAGUGUGGGGUGUGCAUGAGGGAGCCUCAGGACCCUGUAGAGCUGCCAUGCCAUCACAUCUACUGCUCAACAUGCAUCAAGGAGAGCCUUGAUGCAGGACAGACGUCCUGUCCCAAUUGCAGGCAGCAUUUACCAAAUGACUUUCAACCACAUGUCUCUGAAGAUAUCAGUGUUUCUAUCAAGAAAAAUGCAGAAUUUAGGCGGCGUUGCAAUGGUUUCUUCAUUGAUCUGCUCUCCGCUGUGUGCUUCAAGGACAAUACGCCACCAGAAACACGUAUCAUCACCCACCUGUUGUCCUACCUGAUGGUUGAGACAGAACAUAAACAGAUUCACACCAAAGAUCUGUCGCCUUUUGACGAGUCACUCGAUAAAAACCCAGUCGUGCGAUCUGUGAUCCUCAAACUGCUUCUGAAGUUCAGCUUUGAUGAAGUCCAGGAAUAUUUGCAGCAGCAUUUGUCAUCUGUUGAAGAAAGCAUAUUUGUGGAUGAGGGUGAUAAAGCAGAGCUUUAUGCCUUGUACAUCAACUGCUUAGAGGACUCCAUGUGGGAGAAAAUGCCUCAAGAAUCUGACACGGCUGAAGAGCUGAAGCCAUUUUACAAUGAUGAAACACAAUUCCUGCACAACUUUUUGGCUGAUGGUACUUCUGUUUCAGCAACAGUGUCUAUUCAACAUCUGCAGCACAUCGCACGAUUGCGCCUGUCCCUCACCAUGGCUGCCCAGGUUAUCAGUGACAAGCUGUCUGACAACAAUGUCCCAGAUGGAGCAGAAGAUUUCCUGAACAUGGUGAUUAAGUUCUGUGAGGACAGUGGAAAUGAUUGGUACCGCGUUUAUCUGAUUCGCAAACUUAGCGAAUGGGAGGGUGUUGAAUCCGUCCAGACUCUGGUGAAACAACCACAGUUCAGCUGGCUUUUCCCUACAGAGAUCCAUCAGCAGAAUGAAGAUGGAGGCCACAUGGACCAGUAUCUUGCCUAUGGAGAGGAAUACAAGGCAGUAAGGGAUGCAGUUGCCAAGGCAGUAGUGGACGGUGAUAUCGAGCAGAUAGAAGACGUCUGUGAGAAAUGCACCGCACCGCCAAGAAAUCGAACAAUGUUCAUCCUCCUGGCGCUUUUCCGAGAAGUUACUACUCUGUACAGAUCUGCAAAUACAAGCAUUCAUCCAACCCCCGAGCGAUGCCAGGCAUUUGGAGAGCUCAUCCAGGGCUCAAGGUAUUUACAUCAAAGAGAAGUAAGGGAUUUUGCCUCAGCCUUGGUUCACAACAGGUUGGGAGCCCUGGCCGUGUACCCUAGUCAUACUAUUGUGGACAACAAUAUCAUCGAGCUGAUCAUGCAUCUGGCAGCUGUGCUGCUCACUGGGACUCAUCUCCUGGUGAUGCCACUCAAGCAACUUGGUCUGUCUCCUGAAAAUAUGCAGGCGGCAUUUAUACCCACAAUGCCUGAUGACAUGUUAGCUGUUGCCCAAGCAGCCAUACAACAAGACUACGGGCAGCUCACUUGGUAUGUGUGUCCAAAUAAUCAUCCAUGCUUUGUUGAUGAGUGCGGCCUGCCCAUGCAGCGAGGCCGAUGUCUGGAGUGUGGCGAGGAGGUUGGAGGAGACAAUCAUUUGGCCUUGCAGGGAUUCAGACCAAUUCAGCUUCAGCAGGAUAACACAAGGCCUGGCCACAUCCUAGGAGACGCUGACCGGAGAAACAACCCAGAUGCCCUGGACACCAAAAACAUGUCUCUAAGUCCCUUCACUCUGGUCAGGCUGGUUACACAUUUGGCCAUGUUGCUGGGAGCCUCAGAGAAGUCCCAGUUUGUCCAGCACAUCAUCCAGCCACCUGUGGAGGAUGUUUGUUUGUUUCUCAGUCUACACAUAAGAAAGGAUCUGAAUCAGCUGUCACAGACACUGGGAAGAGGAGUGGAUGACACUGUUACAACUGUCCACUUGGUGCUCAGAUCCCUUCAAGAGCUAUUGCAGGCCAGUCCCUCUGGUAUUGAUCCUUACCUAACAACCAAAGCAUCCAGAAACAUGUGGGAGACUUUUGUGGCUGCAAAUAUUAUGGCACCUCUGUUGAGGGAUCUUGAUCAAUUCCUGCAAGAAGCAAAGGGCAGCAUUAGGACUGACUCCCGUGUAUCCUCCAACUUCAUCAUGAGGACGACCUUCGGUGAUGAUUGUAGCUUCCUGACGUCGCUGCCGCAGGGCUCUCCGGUCCACAGCUCAGCGGUGUGGAGCUGCAGGGAGAGGUUCUCAUUGCUCAGCCUCACACACAUUGUGGAGCAGUAUGACCAAAAGGAGGAGCUGCCUCUUCUCUGGAAGUUUCUGCAGAAGGAGAGAGAAUUUCGGCAGAUUAAGCUCCUUCCAGACAUCCUAAUCCUGCAGAAACGCUUGGUGAGAAAGUUCCAGAACGCAACUGAUCAGAUAGUGGGCUCCAUCGGAGAGUUCAUGGAGAAACAAAGAGAAAUGAGGAAGUGGUAUGAGAAACACAUUGACAUCUUCCUACAAACAUGGAAUCUGCUCAGAGUGUCUGUAACCAGCAAUGAGUUGAAGAUUCCAGAUGAAUUUUGCAGUGAGGAUUUGGACCUGAACAGUGACCUGCGGUACCUCCUGCCCCGGCGGCAGGGUCCAGGCCUGUGUGCCACAGGGCUGGUCAGCUACUUGGUGGCACUACACAAUGAGCUGGUAAACGCUGUGGAUAGCCACACCGGAGAGGACAGCAGCACUUACAAGGUGAGUUUGGCAGAGCUAACGGAGCAGCAUGUGAUCCACUAUGAGCUGGAGAAGGACCUGCUUCCUCUGGUUUUAUCCAACUGCCAGUACAGCUUGGAACAUGGCCAUGAGACAAUAUCACAAUAUGACCUACCCAGGAUCCAGCAGCAGAUCCUCACCCGUUUCCUACAGGGAAAACCCCUCAUCACACACACAGGAAUUCCCACUCUGGUCAACACACAAGAGAGGGACUAUGAAACCAUUUUCAAAGCUGUUAAAGGAAAAGUGCUUCAGGACACUCUGUCCUCUUUGACCUGGAACGCCUUGUCCAGAGAGCUGGACUCCUACAGCGAGGUGUGUGAGGCACUCAAGAUCGCAGAGCUGCUCCUGGGUUUCCUCUCAAUGACCGGGGGUGAUCCCAUGAUGUCGCUGGUCACCUACCUCCAGGACAUCCUGAAGAUGGCCAACCACAUCGAUCGUCACAUAUUGCAGGCUCUGGGCAGAUGCAAUCUCAAACACUGUGUUUCUUUGUGGCAACUCCUCUCCUCCCUCAAAUCUGAAAGCAUGCUGUGUCUCAAGAGGGAGCCCUUUUCGGGGUAUCCAGCUGAGUACCUGAUACCGCUGACAGAGGAAGACAAGACUGAGCUAAAAGGGUUCAUGUCCAGGGGAAACAUGGACCAAUGGCUGCUUGAGAUGCACGAGUUCCUCCUGUUGAGUCUGGGCCGUCCAAGGGCCACUGAUGACUACAAACCAUCCUGGAGUGUGAAAGAGACGGUGUGUGCCUAUAUGGACCGUAAAGGAGUGGAGGUGCCUCCAUACGUGGAGGAAAUGUUUCCUGAAAAUCUGCUGCUGUCCCAGAUUGUGGAGACUUGGAAAUGCGCCACCACAGCCAAACAUGACUGGAUGAUGGAGGGAUAAACUGGAUGACUUUGGAAAGAUUUGAGUUUAUCAGGUUAAUUGCUGAUCAUAGAUUCUCAAAACCAAAAAAGUUAGAUUUUACUUUGUCUUUUAUUUGUUUAUUUUUUGUAUCGAUCAUUCUGUGGUAAUUGUGUAUGAAAGACCUUAAAAAAUACCUUAAGGCUCUUAAAAACGAUAAAGUAUACCAAACCUGAUUGUACUAGAGUAAAUGCUGCCUGACAGUUUUAGUGUUAUCUUCAGCCAGCUGCUCAUUUAAUGUUUUUUGUCACCAUAUUAGAAAUAAUAAGAAGAAUCAAUGUCAAUGCCUCAUUUGAAGAAAAUGUCAGGAUCUACUCAUGAAAAUGUACUGUGUUAACUGCUUUAUAUUAUCUGUUUCAGGAUUGCUUUUUACAUUUUUGUUCUAAAAUCUAUUUCACUACUGACCACCAGAAUCUGAUAAUUAGGGUAAUGACAUGGUGGUACAAUAAACUAAUACAGAAAAAAUAUUAUACUUUACAUUUUAUUUUUCAUACACAUUUGAGAACAUAUAGUUGACGGUUAUGGAGUUGAUUGGAGGGUUUGUUUGAUAUUUUUGAUUUAUCUGAUUUAUGUUAAUUGCUCAGUCUAGUCAUGUUUGUGGUUAUAGACUCUUAUGAAAUCUUAUAAGAUAUAAGAAAUCUUAUUAUAUAUAAGAUAUAAUCUUAUUAUGAAAAUUAUGAUUGUAGUGUGUGACAUCACUUAUUGAUGAGAGUGACGACAGGGAUGUUUGAAAGCCUGAAUAUAGGAAUAUGUACUCUACUGGUAUUUUCCAGUUUUAGAAGGAAAAAAAAUUAGGUAAUGAAAAGCAAAACACCUUCAAAGUCUUUGUCUUAACAUUGUAUUAAUGAAACAACUAUUUUUAAAAUGUCAAAAAUAAUGUGUGUUAAAAGGUUCCAGAUACCAAAGUGAUGAGAUUUUAUGUAAAACUGGGAAAAGCAAGCCAUCUUUUACAGUUGUACAUCUGCAAGCAGUAAAUAUUUUUAUUUUCAAAAUGAUUAUUAAAUUUGGAAAUGAUUACAUUUGUGUAUCAAUAAAUCAAUUUAUAUACAUGUGUA
Molecule: messenger RNA, 13427 nt
Organism: Perca flavescens (yellow perch)
Lineage: Eukaryota; Metazoa; Chordata; Actinopteri; Perciformes; Percidae
Product: E3 ubiquitin-protein ligase rnf213-alpha
Exons: 51
Coding region: 49-12354 (4101 amino acids)
Biological process (GO): sprouting angiogenesis; ubiquitin-dependent protein catabolic process; negative regulation of non-canonical Wnt signaling pathway
Cellular component (GO): membrane; nucleolus; cytosol
Molecular function (GO): ATP hydrolysis activity; metal ion binding; ubiquitin-protein transferase activity
Source: RefSeq, a predicted model, not a curated record